CUACAGUCAUUUGAGGUCAUAAAAUAACCAGCCAACCAUAGUCAAAUACUUUUCUCCGCUUAAAUUAUAAAGUGAAGAGAUUUUCCCCAAUGUCUCUCCAGUUCUCCUGCUAAAACUGUUCAGGAGUUGUAGCGCGGCCUCUACUGUCUGGUGAUGACUGAGCCUUUGUUGAAUGAGGAACCCUCAAGUGAGAAGCGCACGAAGGCACGGACUCAUCUCUCGCGAGGAACGACGCCGUUAUCGGAAUCUCUACAAACAACACGAGAAUUCGUCAUUCACACGCACUGAGCUAUGUCUGAACAAGAAUUGGAUGAAAUUGUGCAAAUAACAGUGGAGGAGUUUGACCACGAGGGCCGUUCUGACAUGCUGGACAAUCAUGAAGAUGACGAAGAAAAACCACAGAAGAAAAAGAGGAAAUUAAGCAACAACCAGGAGAAUAACAACAGUAACCAAGACCUAUCUUUUAUCAAGAACCUCUUGGUUUCAUUCACUGGAUCAAUCAGCCAACGCCUGGAAGCAAUUGAGUCAAAGCUGCAGUCCUUAGAUGCUACAUGCAAAGCCCUUGGACGCAAACUUGAAGCCAUGGUACCAUGUGCUAAGAGUCCUAUCCAGGUUCCUAUGGUUGCAGGAUCACCACAGGGUGCCACUCAAACUUGGAACAAAGUGCGAUGUGUUGUCCCACAAACAAAUGUAAUAGUGAACAGGGAACACCAAAAGAGCUCAAGCCAGGAAGACACUCCACUGGAGAAUCUGCUUAGCAACACAGUGACGAGAAAGCGUCAGAACACAAUCCUGGUGAAGGUGCCGGGUCCUGAAGAGAGUCAGGAGGAACAGGAAAGUGGCUCGGAGGCCAGUGAUACUGUUUCUAAUGGUGGUCAGUCAAGUGGUGUUCAAAAUGGCCCAAAUAUCACACUCAUCACACUCAAUUCAGAAGAUGAUUAUCCAGGCGGUACCUGGUUGGGAGACGAGAACAACGCAGAGAUGCGAGUUCGCUGUCCAGUGUCUCCUGCUGAUAUGCUUCAUAUCAGCACAAACUGCCGCACUGCAGAGAAAAUGGCACUGACACUGUUGGACUACCUGUUUCACAGAGAGGUUCAGGCCAUGUCAAAUCUCUCUGGGCAGGGCAAACAUGGAAAGAAGCAACUAGACCCGCUCAUGAUCUAUGGUAUUCGCUGUCACUUAUUCCAUAAGUUUGGCAUCUCUGAGUCGGACUGGUACCGGAUCAAACAAAGCAUUGAUUCAAAGUGUCGGACUGCCUGGAGACGUAAGCAGCGUGGCCAGAGUCUGGCAGUCAAGAGCUUCUCCAAACGAGCACCACGCAGUACAUCUGCAGAGGAAAACAUUACAGAUGAGGCGGCCCACAUUGAGACUGCUACCCAGCAGACCUUGCACUACGCGCUGGCCAAUCAGCAGGUCCAGUUCCACCGCAUUGGUGAAGACGGCCAAGUUCAGGUGAUUCCACAGGGUCAGUUGCACAUUGCCCAGGUACCACAAGGAGAAGAGGUGCAGAUCACACAGGACAGUGAGGGGAACCUCCAAAUUCACCAGGUGCAUGUUAGUCAGGAUGGACAGGUGCUACGUGGAGCUCAGCUGAUAGCUGUUGCAUCAGCUGACGGAGGAGCAACGACAGUGGAGGGCUCCUCUCUCCCACCUGAUAUCCAAGUGCAGUACGUCCAACUAGCUCCAGUUGCAGAUCACGCAGCAGCCGUUCAGGCUGCUGAAUUAGCCCCAGCCCUGCAGGCUGACAUGGAGGUGAAAGAAGCCAUCCGAGGUGCCAUCCAUGGAGAAAAUGGCGAGGUUGUCCAAAUCGUCACCUCUAUGGCCACCUGAGAGCCCACUGGGUCCAUCACAGACCUGAACUCUCUCAUUCAGCCUGGCCUGAUGUGUCUGUUUAACAGUCUGACAAGUGGUCAAGUAGAAAGUCUCUCAAGAACCAUUGAAAGUUACUGAUGAAAUAAAGGGAAGAAGCUUUUUUUUAAGUUUAGUUUCUUUUCUUCCUUGCAAACUUCCCAUUUCAUGGUCAAACAGGUGUCACAAUGUGGAAAAGUUCAGAGAGCUUUAAAAGACCAUGAUACUCCAAAAUCAGCUAUGGUCCGUCUGGUGUUUUCAUUACUAGAGGGGCCUGGCCCACUGCAGAAUAUACAGCAAGCCAUCAGCCCAGCACUUAAUCAGCUCAAAUGCUUGUUCACAUAAGCUUUUUGGAAAAUGGUGGAGAUAUUUAGAGUCAAGCUGUUUGGCAAACUCAGAAAUCCCCAGAAAGGGUUUGCAAAAGCCCAGAAUCCUCACUUCAGACAAAUGGCAUUUUGCUCUUUCUCAUCAUUUCUGGACACAGUGCGCUGCAGUGGAAAGUGGAUUUAGAUAAGGCCAGCUACUUUUGGUUGUAAUCACAGUAAUUAGAGUUCUUGUCACUCAUUGUAAUUCAGUCCAUACUCUGUGUCUUAGCUGUGAACCCCACCCUCUUCUACUUUGUUCAUCUUUUCAUAUUCCCUCAGCCCAGCUGUUUUUAUUUUUAUUAUUAUUAUUAUUCCGUUUCAUGUAUGUAAUUGUGACAUGUUGAAAAUUUUGGGAAGCUGUAAGCUUGGAGGUACAAGACCAUAAAAAAGAGAUGGUGCCAGUGGUAGACAGAAUCAGAUGCUUGUAGACUGCCAGGAAAACCUUGAAGUUGUUUAUUUCCCUCUGUUUUGUCUGUGUGACAGAUCCAUUCAUGUGAAUAAAACAUUUAUGUGGUUGCCAUAAAAGUGUGCAUUUUUUUCUUUUGCCGUCUUUCUGUAUGUCCUAAUUUCCAAACUUGGUCAUCAAUUUGGCUUUAAAGUUUUCUGAGACACAACUUUGUUUUGAUCCACUACAAUAGGACAAUUGCUGAGUCUGAAAUGCUGGUUUUGGUUUGAGGUCUUUGAGGUUACAUGUUGAGCUCAUUUAUUCACUGUUUUUGAAGAAAAUAUGUAUCACAUUAACUUCAGUAACCAUAAUAUUAAGCUACUGUAUUGGUGACAACAAAAUUGAGCUUAUCAGGAUAUAUGUUAAGGCUGCCGUUAAUAUGUUGUCCUCAUUGUUUAAUUUCUUUUAAAUUAAAUUUGUGCCCACUACAUGGUUCAAUCUUUCUUUAAGAAAGACGUGUUGGAGUGAUGCUCCUCUAAUGAUGAAUAUCCUUGCGGCCAGACAGAAGAGAGAUAAGCAAGACACUCUGAGACUGAAUGUGUUGAUUUGAGUACGUUUCCCAUGCUCAGUGUGAUGUAAUAGUAUAUUUUGGAGUGGGAUAAGAACCAGGCGACAUAAUGAACUUGAUAAAACAACAUCCAUGGUCUUGGCUGCUUCCUCUUGUUUCCUUUGAGUCUGUGAUUGCUGUCUCUUCACUCUUAAGCUGCCUUCUCAUCUUGUAUGUUCCACUUACUGCCUUUUCUACAUUUUCCUUCUCUCCCACUGACCUUGUGUUUUCCUCUUUCUCUAUUGGAAACCCUGUUAAAGUCAAUUUACUCCUCUUUAAAAUUAUACACAAAGCCAGGAUAAAAUUUCAUGGGAUAGUCCACUGGGCCCAUCCUUUGCUGUAGCUGAGUUCAAAUGUUGUCACGCUGCCAAUGAUCCUUCCAUUAAAUCUUGGACUUGGAUGGGUUUUAUAACGCUGGGCUCCAUCCAGGAAUGAGAGUGAUAACCAUAGUAACCGGCCCUGUCGCUGGCUGCCUCUAAGAUAACCUGCUGAAAACAGGAGUGAGUGAUGGAGGGAGAGAUGAGAUUGCUUGGAAGCAAAAUGCAUGUUUGGAGAGGAGUGGAUUGACAAGCUGAGACUAGUCAGGGUAUCAUUCCCUUCCUUCUCAUCAGCUCUGCUAACAUCUCAUGCAGCUUACAGGUUCAGGUCUCUUCUGCCUGACCUCAUCUGCAUGCUUUACCUUUAAUGAGGUUUGAGGAGUUCUGUUGGGAUUUGCAAAGACAAGUGAACGUGUUUGUUAGAGGAAAAAUAUCCAAACACAAUUUGUAUCCAAAAUCAUAAAUCAGCAACUGUUAUUGUUAAGGAAAUGGAGCUCUCCAGAGCCAGUAUUUAUAUGUUUCAGGUCAGGAGAUGGAUUCCACCAGUGUAGCACUGUUGCAGUAGACACGUCUCACAAGGA
Messenger RNA from Melanotaenia boesemani (Boeseman's rainbowfish), 4103 nucleotides. Its product is annotated as BTG3 associated nuclear protein. NCBI's taxonomy places the organism in Eukaryota, Metazoa, Chordata, Actinopteri, Atheriniformes, Melanotaeniidae. The coding region runs from base 292 to 1830 and encodes 512 amino acids. The record is from RefSeq and is a predicted model, not a curated record. Gene Ontology annotation, biological process: negative regulation of protein catabolic process; protein localization to nucleus. Gene Ontology annotation, molecular function: DNA binding. The transcript has 13 exons.